Molecule: messenger RNA, 2677 nt
Organism: Eriocheir sinensis (Chinese mitten crab)
Lineage: Eukaryota; Metazoa; Arthropoda; Malacostraca; Decapoda; Varunidae
Exons: 2
Coding region: 161-2677 (838 amino acids)
Source: RefSeq, a predicted model, not a curated record
UUGUGAAGCAGUUGGAGGUUCGGCAAUCAAGACUCAACCCCUUUUAUUUUUAUUCAGUAUUUCCUUGGACGUGGUGUUAAGUGGCGGUGGCCUGUUCUCCCAGGCAGCCAGCUAGUCAGCCUGCUGUUUGCUUCCCCAGUCCUCUUCGGCGGGGGAGGACAUGGCUAUAGACACAGGCUGGGGCGCCUCGAGCCUUGCCAGCACACGCCGGCGCGGCAGGAGACGCCGUGGAGUUAAUGGGAUGCAUCCCACUGUAUGCACCACCACCACCACCACCACCCACCACCAAGGCAGCCCCAUGCAAGGUGUUCCUGACUUGCAGCCAGCAUGGCACGGUGUGGUGGAUGCUUUGCCACAUCAAGGAUUUUUCCAAUCACAGGGAAUUGAAGGCUUACCACAGAGGAGGAGUCUGCGGCUGUCUCUCAGAAAGCUUGGAGUGUCUAGGGGUAGGGAGGCCAAGAUUAUAAGUGAAGAGGGCAUGAGUAACACCCCAGUCAGUUUUAAGGAACAAAGAGGUCUGGAAGGCAAGGUAGCGGUGAAAAUGAAGGCAGCACUAGAGAGUGAAGGGCAGGCCAGCAGAUCCUCGGGGGAGGCCCAGGGCAGUAAGGAGCAGCUGGAGUUGGACAUGCUGGUCGGGCAUGAUGACCUGGGGACCAAGCAGGAGCAGGACGUGCUGUGCUGCAUCAGCCAGUUCGCCAGCCACAAGGAGUUUCAGGCGCACCACCAAGGACACGUGCGUGAGAGGAGCCUGCGAGUGCACCUCAGGCAAAUCUCGCAGUACCAGUUGAGGAAGGCCAAGGUCAAGGUGGAGUCAAGGAAAAAAAGUUCACCCCACAAACCGAAGCUCAAAAACUCCAAGGUGGGUCGUGGCCGCGGUCGUAAGCGCAGGGAGGUCAAGAUCCUGAGUGAAGAGGGCAUGAGUGACACCCCAAACAGUUUUCAGGAACAAGAAGGUCUGAAAGCUGAGCCCUGCGAGGAGGAGGGGAGGGAGGAGGAGGACAAAGGAAAGGAGGAGGAGUACCAUCAGGAGGGCCAGGAGUACCAGCAGGAGCAGGACAAAGGAGAGGAGGGCUACCUGGAGGCCCCUGAGGCUGGCGAGCAAAGUGACGGCAGCAACAGCGGCUUCAACCCCGAGCUUGGGGAGCAGGAGCUCAACUACGAGGGUGCAGGCGACUCCAGGGAUAACUCGCGGGCUUACCAGGCUCAAUUUGAGUCCUACCCGACUGCUAGCUGGUUCACCGAUUACAAGUCUGGACCGCGGAUAGCCGCAGCCACAGCAGCGGAGAAUGCUAGUGAAGGGGGCACCUGGGCCAGGGGUGCCAAUUCUUCCGUCACCAACACUACCACCAGCCAGGCCGGCGUGAGUGGCAUGAUGAGCCGCCAUGGCAGCCAGUGGUCCCAGGCAGCAAGCUACAGUGGUGCCGCAGCCUACCCUGACCUGCCCAGCACUAGCAUUGGCAGCACCAACAUGCCCAGGCCCUUGUGUGCUCCCCUGCCACCCACUUUGCGUAUCCAGUACCCCCCCAGCCCGCCCCCACGUGUCCAGGGCAGACCCCCUCUCACUGGCCAUGUGGGGCAGCCCUCCCUGCACCAGGCUGCCCACCUCCAGCCCACCCUUGGGCCAGGGCACCCCCCUGCUUCCUCCAUCCUGCAAUCACUGCUCAUGCCAGCCCUGGUGGAACGUAGGGGCAUACACCAGACCAUGUACCCCAGUGGGUGCCCCGAUGCCCCGUCACAGCAGAGCGGCAAGCGGCAGAUGCUCAGGGCAGCCGGCCACUCCCCCAGCAAGACUGCGAGCCACAGGGACAUCAAGAAUGACAAGUGUCAGAUUAUUGCUGUGGCCAAUAGGAGCGACAGGUUGCCUGUCAUCUCCAAUGCUCAGAGCGGUUCUGCCACUUCUGGUAGCCAGCGGACCAGUGUGCACGUCUUUGCCAUCAAGGAGGGUGGCCGCAACAGCCCUAAGGCGGUUGCUGUGACCAACUCACUGGCUUCACAGGGCAUCACUGUGAUGCCUGCGGCUGGGGAGCGGCAAGAUGGCAGUGGCGAAAGGGAUGGCCGGCAGUUGCUGACAGCGCAGGCGUUGAACCUGUCCUUGGCAGGGCAGGAGCAAGACAGAGACGACUUCGUGGUGCUCCAGGCCCCCACUAUGCGAGGCAACGUGUCUAACAGCAGUGUGGAGCGGCCUCCCCACCCCCCUACCGUGGACCUGACGCAGGAUGUGCCUGCUUCGGGGGCCCAGGGCACGCGGCACAAGUGCCACCAGUGUGACUGCGGCUUCCCCACGGCCAGCCUGCUAGCGGACCACAGUCGCGUGCACCAGCAGCAGCAGCAGGCCAGGAUGCCCUUCAAGUGCCACCUGUGCACAGCGGGCUUCUCCACGCAGAAGGGCCAGCAGCACCACUACCAGCAGUUCCACCAGCUGCACCUCUCCGCCGGGGACAUGGCCAUCCCACUGGUGGACCUGCGCAGCCCCGUCAACGUGCAGCGCAUGGCGGCCCUGGGCAUCCGCUCCUUCCUGCCUCUCACCAACCUGCAGAACAGGGGUGCAGGAGGCGUGGUGGGCGUGCCCAUCCUCACCCUGGAGAACCUGCGCAACGGCCACAUGACGCUGCAGCAGUGGGGAGUCAGUGACGUGCUGUCCCUCGGCCCCGCCAAGACCCUCAACAUGCCCAGGUAA